This is a messenger RNA of Penicillium brasilianum, 2338 nucleotides long. NCBI's taxonomy places the organism in Eukaryota, Fungi, Ascomycota, Eurotiomycetes, Eurotiales, Aspergillaceae. The record is from the annotation of a GenBank genome assembly.
CCGCGAUCCGCGGAAAUUUACCCCUCCAAGUUCAAACUGUGCGAUUCUUUCCUUCAACAAUCUGCCAAUUGAGGUUCGAUAAGAGCCAUUAUCGGUUCCUUUGCCCUGGAAUCCAAUCCUCCCUGAAGGAAACCCAAGCUAGCAACGUCCCGACAAGGAAUAAGCAUACGGGGUCUUCUUGGACUAGAUCUCCUCACAACCUCUCCUCCCUGCCGCCUUUCUCUUACACGCGCAAAUCAUGGCGCCCUCUAUCUACAUCGACGAGGAUGUCGGCCACGACGAUGCCUCAGCUACCGGUACCGAGUCUGCCCCCUACAAGACUCUUCUGCACGCCUUUGUGCAGCACGCCCCGACCACCGAGGGUAUCCAGUACCUGACCCGCAAGUCCCAAACCGACGCCGCCGGCGAGAAUGUCGACCCCGCCGCCAAGUUGGAGUGGAAGCCCGCGACCAAGUCCGCCAUGAAGAAGGCCACCAACCUAUGGGAGCAGCGCAAGAAGAAGGCCGCCAAGGAACAGGAAUUGGCGAUCCGCGAAAAGGCCGAGGCCGAGAAGCGUCAGAAGGUCCUGGACGAGGCUAAGAAGGUUGUCAUCACCGAGGACGCCUCCUUGCCCAAGCCUGUCCGCAUCCGCCUGGAUGUGACCGACCCAGCCAUCGUCUCGCUCCGUACCCCGGAGUCUGAUACCCCGGGAACUCGUGUCCGCGUUCUGGGCCGUGUGCACCGCAUGCGCGCGCAGAAGGAUUACGUUUUCCUGACCCUGGCCGAUGGCUAUGGCUACCUCCAGUGCAUUCUGACCGGUGACCUGGUCAAGACCUACGAUAUCAUGACCCUCACUCUGGAGACCUCCAUCGCCAUCCACGGUGAGAUGCGCGCUGUCCCACCCAAGCAGCAUGCCCCCAACGACCGUGAGCUGCACGCCGACUUCUUCACCAUCAUCGGCCGCGCCGCCGGUGACAAGGAAGCCAUCACCACGCGCGUGGCGCCGGACGCCGACCCGCAGACCCUGUAUGACAACAGACACCUGGUGCUGCGUGGCGAGACUUCCUCGUCCGUGAUGAAGGUGCGCGCCGCCACUCUGCGUGCUUUCCGCAAGGCGUUCGAGGAGACCCGUAUGCUGGAGGUUACUCCCCCGGCCAUGGUGCAGACGCAGGUCGAGGGUGGUAGCACCUUGUUCGGCUUCGACUACUACGGUGAGAACGCAUACCUCACUCAGUCCUCCCAGCUGUACCUUGAGACAUGUCUCCCUUCCCUGGGUGACGUGUUCUGCGUGUGCCCAUCCUUCCGAGCUGAGAAGUCUUUGACCCGCCGUCACUUGUCGGAGUACACCCACAUCGAAGCCGAGCUGGACUUUAUCACCUUCAACGACCUGCUGGACCACCUCGAGGCUAUGAUCUGCCGAGUCAUUGAGCUGCUCCUCGCCGACCCCGAGGCGUCGAAGUACAUCUCCACGCUCAACCCAGACUUCAAGCCUCCUUCCCGGCCAUUCAAGCGCAUGAAGUACUCCGACGCGAUUGACUGGCUCGUUGCCCACGACAUCCCCAACGAGGAGGGCCAGACCCACAAAUUCGGUGACGAUAUCGCCGAGGCCGCCGAGCGCAAGAUGACGGAUAUCAUCAACCAGCCUAUCUUCCUCACACACUUCCCCGCCGAGAUCAAGGCCUUCUACAUGAAGAAGGACGAGAGCGAUCGCCGGGUCACCGAGAGUGUGGACGUUCUGAUGCCUGGUGUCGGCGAGAUCGUUGGUGGAAGUAUGCGUAUGGAUGACUGGGACGAGCUGAUGGACGCCUACAAGCACGAGGGCAUGGAUCCCAAGCCUUACUACUGGUACACUGACCAGCGCAAGUACGGUACCUCCCCUCACGGCGGUUACGGCCUCGGCCUGGAGCGCUUCCUGGCCUGGCUGUGCGCUCGCUACACCGUGCGCGACUGCUCCCUGUACCCCCGUUUCACGGGCCGCUGCACACCUUAGGCGCAAUAAAAAAAAAGCAAAAUUCAAACGCGGGUGUCAGACCUAGAUGAAGAUUUGGCUUUCGUUUUAUACAACUACCUCUUUGGCCUCUGGAAAAGUCUGUCCUGGUCUAGGCUGGGGCUGGUCUGGGGCUCGUUAUGGUAUAGAUAGCGUAUGCUACGUUACGAUGAGUAUGUGUGCAUAGAUGCAAUCACGGGCUAGUUCAAUGUUUGCAUUGCAUUGGCUGAUGUGAAAUUUUGGGUUCUAUUCUAUUUGGGUUGGAUUGGUUCAAUAAAAUAGUUCUGAUGUGGCAUGGCAUGCAAUGAAGAUUUUCUUUUAUUUUGUUUCUAGAUCAUUCCCAUCGUCCGUGACACCUGUAGCGUACAGUCC